Molecule: messenger RNA, 3006 nt
Organism: Lachancea dasiensis
Lineage: Eukaryota; Fungi; Ascomycota; Saccharomycetes; Saccharomycetales; Saccharomycetaceae
Source: the annotation of a GenBank genome assembly
AUGUCGUUAGACUACGAAAGACCGUUGAUACCACCUAGUGCCGAAACAUCAGAGACUUCAAGAUUGUCUGGUAGCCACCGCAGCGACCUGGGACAAUCUGAUAAGGCAGUGAAUUCGGUCUCGGACGGGCUUAACACACUGCAGAAACGUGGAUCAUCCAGACACUGCUACGGACAAAAUCUGCCACGGCCACCCCCUGUGGAGAAAGCCUUGACAGAUGUCGAAAACUUUAUUCAAAUUCAUGGAGACGAUUCCAGGCUGUUUCAACGGGAACAAAAUUCGGAGGUUAUCACUUUGAGCAGCGACGAUGAUAACAACGACGAAGAGAGCUCAGAAUGGAGCCCCGGCUCAUUGGAUCCCCUUCGUAACAGCGAUAACAUCAAGGACUUGCGUAUGGCAGAUACGAUGCGCAGAAGACAGGAAGAAUGGGCGGAUAGAGGAGCUGCGAAGAUUGUCAAAGAAAUUGUAAACCCAGACACUGGCUUAAUGGCCAAGCACGUCAUCAAGAAGGGCAUCAAAGAUUUCAAGUUUGGAGAGAUUUUGGGCGAUGGUUCAUACUCUACAGUUCUGUUGGCACGGUCCAAUGACAGUGGCAAAAAGUAUGCGGUCAAAGUUUUAAACAAAGAGUAUCUGAUACGCCAAAAGAAGGUCAAAUACGUCAACAUAGAGAAGAACACACUGCAGCGCCUCAAUGAGGGUAGGGGAGUGAUAAAACUUUACUUUACUUUCCAGGACGAGGCCAGCUUAUACUUUUUACUCGAGUAUGCUCCUAAUGGCGACUUCUUGUCUCUGGUUAAAAAGUUCGGAAGCUUAAGUGAGGAAUGUGUUGAAUAUUAUUCGGCUCAGAUCUUGGAUGCUCUAGACUUUUUACACCACAUGGGUGUUGUGCAUAGGGACAUCAAACCUGAAAAUAUCUUGCUGGAUAAAGAUAUGAAGGUUAAGUUAACUGACUUUGGCACUGCCAAGCUGUUGACUAAAAACGAAGAAACGAACCGUUAUGAUCUCUCCGAGAGGUCCAAGUCAUUUGUAGGGACCGCUGAAUACGUGUCUCCAGAGCUUUUGAAUGAUAACUAUGUGGAUUAUAAAUGUGAUAUAUGGGCGUUUGGCUGUAUCGUAUUCCAAAUGAUUGCAGGUAAACCUCCUUUCAAAGCAACCAAUGAGUAUCUAACGUUCCAAAAAGUUAUGAAAGUUCAAUAUGCAUUUACGGCCGGAUUCCCGCUGGUGAUACGGGACUUAAUCAAGAGAAUUCUCGUGAAGGCCCCAGAGGCCAGACUUGACACUUCACAGAUCAAAAAGCAUCAUUUUUUCAAUGAAACGAAUUUCGAAGAUAACAGCAUCUGGGAAAAACCACCGCCAGAAAUUGCUCCCUAUAAAGUCACCGCAAAAGCCAUGCAACCUGUCUCGGCGUUAGACAAAACAAAACCACGUUUGGUUAUUAACAUGCCGCGUCGGCCCAAUAGCUCCCGCUCGCCUUCUCAGACACCCGCCGCAGAGCCUUCUAAUGAUGUCAAGUCCCAAGAAGUUUCCAAAGCUGCCACAGACGCUAGAACCGCUCAAAUCUUGGAAAAUGCGAAAAGAGAGAUUCAAACGAGAAGGCAAAAUAACAGAAGGACGACCAGCGCGGCAUCAGCUGCUGCUCUUGCCCUUUUGAAGAAACCACAGAAAUCUUCGUCUUCCACCUCCCUUUCUGGUAAAUCUGACUCUCCUCAAAACACUAUCAUGGGAAAGGCGUCGUCCCCUAAAAUUCCACAAACCGCUUCUUCAUCCCAACAAGAGCGUCUUCACGCUUCUGCUAACGGCCUGACAGUGUCGACAGGAGUGUCCAAUAUUCCUCCAAUGUCCAAAACUGACAUUCUGUGGUCGUACUAUUUGAAGAAUAUUGACGAACGAGUCAUGAAGGUUGGCGAGCUGGAAAUGGCCUAUUUGAAGACCCCAUUACUAGAAAAAAGACUUGGCAAGGCAGGUGCUUCCUUAGUGGACCCCGGGCACAAUUCUCAAAGGACUACUCUCCUGUCUCAAGUUGCUCGCGCUGGCGGAGGGGUAACAGGUUUCAGAGGCGAUAAUGGUGGUCAGAAUCUUACCGAAAGCGAUUACUAUGCACAAUGGUCCAUAUCUGAUGAAGUUGUUGUGGACUCAUUCAAAAAACACGAAAAUGAGGGUAGCGAGGCACAUGCGGUGUCUACGAAAUUCAAAAAGUUAUUUCAAGUUAAAAAUGAAGAUGUUGACAAACCUCUGGAACCCUUACCUGCUGGUGAGUUUUUGAAAAAGGUUGUUGUUUUGACCACAUUCGGACGUUGUCUAAUUUUUGUUCGCAGAAAUAAGAUUCAGCCAGAGACCAAUCUCUACUUUGACCUUGAGUUUGAUAUCUCGAUGUCACAAAAGGACGUGAAGUUAAGAGAGCUUGUUGCCGAUGGUAAAAAUAGCGAGACGCAGGACCUGCCAUUAGUCAUUGAAACUCCUUUUAAGUCCUUUGUAUUCAAAAUCAAUGCAAACGAUUCCAGUUGGCUGAUGACUUGCAGUAAAAGUGUCAGACUCAAUCACGAGCGACUUUCAUCCAGGAGCAAAACUGAAGAUCCUGAGGGUGCGGCAGGUAAGGCUGCAAGGAUUGCGAGCCCCACGUUAGCGUCUACUUCUUCUUUCGCUGUGCAGGCCUCUCCAACUUUUGUGCCAGCAUCUCAAACGACUGUGUCGCCGAAAUCGCCAACUACCUCCUCCGCAGUGCCUGCUUUGACAUCUUCAGGCGGAGCCAAGCCAGGGAGGUUAUUUGAUAACUUCGUCAGUAACAAGGGGAGGCAAGGGAAAAAGCAAGCUAAGCCAGUCCCUUCUUCUGGAAAGUUGACAAAUGGCCUUCCGGCGGGUAGCAUCUUUGGAGAUGAUUAUCCCGAUAAUAAUGACAUCAGUGGCUCUAGUAUUUCUAUGGGCGCUUACACCACGGGCCAAAAACCUGUUGUGUCGGGAAAGAGCUCUAGAAUGCUCGCGAGGUCUGAUCGUCCACUGAAGAGGUGA